UAAUGCUGAAUGAAUGCUCACUCUUGCUCGUGCUCAACAACGCAUGCUGUGAUGCAGAGACGUGACAUGAAAUCGCACUGAUGUGUCUGAUGUAAAUAAUUGGAGACAUCGUUUAAUUCUAUUACAGAGGAUUCAGAGCAGAAUAUUUCAACCUUCACGUUUCUUUUGGAUGCAAUGUCAUAUCUGAACCCACGGGGGAGAGAGCUCGAGCGUUUCGAUGGACUUUCGCUCAUUUACUGGACACUGAUGGGUCCUUAUGGAGUAGAUCGAGCAGUGCAUUCUAUAGAAUUUACAGAUUGUGAGAAUGGAUUAGGUAUCAAAGUGAUUGGAGGUGUGAAAGAACUAACAGGAGAAGAAUAUGGAGUUUAUGUGAAAAGGAUUUUAUUUGGUGGCCUUGCAUCCAACGAUGGAAAUCUGCAGCCUGGAGACCAAAUCUUAGAAGUAAAUGGUGAAAGCUUGAUUGGCGUCACAAGUGAAAGAGCGGUGGAUAUUCUCAGAGCAGCUUCUUCAACCAAUCACAUGCGCCUUCUGAUAGCCAGAGAUGAGGAAGCCAGGCGGGAAUUUUCAGAGCUUCUUGAAAAAUACGGAUCAACCGGCAGCACAGGAUCUACAAGGAAUUCACCUAUUCAGCACGCAGGCAGAUACUUGGACAGCACAUCAUCAGGGUCCUCGUCCAGAUCUCAGAGUCCGCUAUUGCUCAGUCCUGCUGGCUCGCACAGUAAUUAUAACAGUACGGGACCCCUGCUACGCACCCUAAGUCAUCCAGGUGAAGGGGUGAUUCAACUCAUAUCAGUUGCUCGCACCUGCAGUCUUGGGAUUACUAUCGGUGGCGGUUCUAACAGGCCCGACGGCCCUGCGGUCUUCAUUCAAGAAGUGCUGUCUGGAGGAGAUUGUCAUCGGGAUGGACGGCUCAGACCUGGAGAUCAGCUUAUCGCUAUCAACAAGGAGUCAUUGAUAGGCGUCACAUAUGAAGAGGCGAAGAGUCUCCUCAAUAAAGUCAAAUUUAGUCAGGAACAAGUGGUGGAUAUUGCCUUCAUUCCAGGAAAAGGAACGUUCUCCACCAGCGCAUCCUUACAUAACGGAGUUCAGAGAAGUGUUGGGAACGGAUAUAACUCCAGCCGGUUAAAGGUUCACGUCCCAUCUCCUGAGAUGCAACGAGAGGAAACGGCUCAAGUGCUUUCAUCCUCUCCAGAAAUCUGCUCUCCAGACAUACAUGUUUCAGCGUCCACUGCAGUGAGACCAACUUCUGUUUCCAAACCUAAGAUCUCUCUGGAUCCCCACAUACGGCUUAAAUCAGAGAAAGUUGAUCUGGCUCUGUCUUAUCUGGGUCUAGAUGUUACUGAAGAGAAGGGACGACAGUUGAGAGAGAGUUUGACUACAGACCCUCAGGGGACAGUCUCAUAUGGAGACUUUGUGGAAGCCACCCGCAAUGUUUACCAAGAGAAGCUGGAGGAGGCGGGACUCGGACAAGGACCCUUCAUGUUCUCCUAUCAAGAAGCAGCUAGUUUGAUGGACACCUCUGCCUUUCACUCCCCAACCUAUGAGUCCGAGUGCAGCUACAGCAGUGAAGAGCUGGAGGAGUUUCAGACUGAAGUCAAACAACUGCAGAUGCAAAUGAAGCAGCUCAAGGUGUUAUUAAAAGACACAGAAGACAGUAAGAAGACUUUGGAGGAGGAACUGCAGAAGUCGGCUGAGAAGGCCACCGCCACGGUAGAGGAGAACAAGUCUUUGAAGAGUAAGCUGCAGGUAGCCGAGGCCGUUCAGAGACAGACUAACAGUGCUGAACAGGACUACGAGGAAGUCAUUCAGCUUCUGGAAGCUGAAAUCAAAGAUCUAAAGAACCAGCUGGCCGGAAAGAAACAAAGGAGUCUUGGCGCUACCAAAGAGGAUGUGAUGGAUCUGAACAGGAGGCUUGCCAUCAUUGACAGCCAACUGAGAAAAUCUGAACUGACCAGGAAACACCUGGAGAUAUCCAACAAGAAGCUCCUUGGGUUUGCCCAGAAUGUCCACAAAGUUCUCAGCAACACCAACUUGUUCGGGAUAGAAAAUGGGAGCACAAGAGCAUCUCCGGCAAAUGACACCCCAGACACGCCCUCCCCCAUCCCUGACCCCGCCUGCCAGCUCGCAGCAAAGGCCAAAGAGCUUGUGGAUGGUGUCUGCUCACUUUGCACCGAGGAUCACACAUCACCGCAGUAUUCGGAGGAAAGCGGCUUGAACUCUGGAGAGGACUGGGAUUCAGAUGUCAUUCACUGGCCGCAGGCUCCCCUCCUCUGAGCUCCUGCACUAGUGGGACAGUAGAGGAUUUGGGGAUGAACAAAGACUUCAACAAGAAGAACAUCGAAGCCGAACUGAACCAAAACUGGAGAAUAUGAGACUGAAGUUUUCUGAUGUUUUUUUUAUGCAUUUACUGUUUAUUUCAAAUGAUAGCAGACAACUGAGAAGACAUCUCUACUAGUCAAAGCAUCUGUUCAUGUACACAUUCAACCUGUAGCAUUAUUCAGUGUUAGAAAUUAAUGGAAAGUUUCAUCAGUUUAAACAAAUGACAACAUUAACAGAGGUGACUUUAUUCUGAACCGUUUCAAGUCAUCCCAUUGUGCCAUGUGCAACAUUUAACUUAACUUGUUUAGUAAGAAACCGUAAACCACAAUUAUGGUGAUGAUGAGCGUGUAAUAUUCAACAAGAGAAAUAAACAUCAAGUUUAUUAACAUCAAGUUUCCUUAACUAAAAUUUGUUACAUUUUAGUUAGGGAGCAUCAUCAUUUGAAAUGAUGCUUAUUUGUAUCUGUUCUAAGAAGUGCUAUAAUGCUUGAAAGAUUUUAUAUUUUGAGUCCAAAUCUUUUAUUAUUCAGAAACACAUAGACAUGCUCGCAUAUAUGUGCGCAGUUGCUGUUGUAAACCUUGUAAAUACUGCAGCCAAACCCUUCGAUGUCUCUUUACAUCUUCACUAAUGAUGUCAUUUUUUGUCACGUUUGCAGUGCAGUUUAGUCUGAGGACAUUCAUUCUGUUAGGUUGUUUUGGGGAGAUCCUUCAUGGUUUGAUUCUACUAUUGGCUCUGGCAUCUGUGACUGUACCAAUUGUUCUUGAAGGAUUUCGGUUGCCAUGGCACCAUGAAGCAAUGGAGGUCAUAUUGCAAUGCUUCACCCCUGAAUGGAUCCAUUCAUCUAAACAAUGAAGAGAGUUCAGAUUACCAUCCUCAUAACCACGCUGUAUUUGAAUGUUUUUGUCUUGGAAUAUCUGCAGUCAUAUAUAUCAACGUGUAACUCAUUUCCUGAUGACUUAGAUGGAAUUUCAUGUUAACAUUAACCGGUUUGAUUUGUAAAUACACAUGCUCAGAAAGUGCUGAUUUAGUAAUGUGAUUUAACUAGAGUGCAUCAUAUGUGUGGCCUAAAUAUCUUUCUUUUAUUGUUUUUAUUAAAGUCAGAAAAAUGUGUGUUGUGCAUCCAUCUG
Molecule: messenger RNA, 3446 nt
Organism: Paramisgurnus dabryanus
Lineage: Eukaryota; Metazoa; Chordata; Actinopteri; Cypriniformes; Cobitidae
Product: syntaxin-binding protein 4
Molecular function (GO): protein binding
Source: RefSeq, a predicted model, not a curated record